UAAGCUUUCCCUGCUUCUCCACAAAAACUACAUUUUUUUCAGGUAAUCAUACCUUCCUCUUCUUUCAUCACAGUUUGCAAAAAACAAAAGAACGAAAAAGAAUUUAAAGCUAAAAUUUUGGAGGCAACGAUGGGUUUGUCGGUGUCACGGCUAGUGAGACUGUUUUAUGCGAAGAAAGAAAUUAGGAUUUUGAUGGUGGGUCUUGAUGCAGCUGGGAAAACAACGAUACUGUACAAGCUGAAACUCGGAGAAAUCGUUACUACAAUACCCACAAUAGGGUUCAAUGUGGAGACUGUUGAGUAUAGAAAUGCCAGCUUCACCGUCUGGGAUGUGGGAGGGCAGGACAAGAUUCGACCAUUGUGGAGACACUACUUUCAGAAUACACAAGGACUUAUCUUUGUGGUAGAUAGUAACGAUAGAGAAAGAAUUUUAGAAGCCAGAGAUGAGUUGCAUAGAAUGCUGAGUGAGGAUGAACUUCGUGAUGCUACAAUACUGGUGUUUGCCAAUAAGCAAGACCUUCCAAAUGCUUUAAGUGUGGCAGAAAUUACAGAUAAACUUGGUUUACAUUCACUUCGCCUGCGUCGCUGGUACAUCCAGCCAACAUGUGCCACAUCCGGGCAAGGACUCUAUGAAGGGCUAGAUUGGUUAUCCAGUAACAUAUCUAACAAAGCAUGAUGAACCAAGCUCUGCAUGCAUUUCUCAUCUUCUUCGAUAUGAAUGCCGAGACUAUUAUAAUAUGUAUAAUAUCUUGUUUGUUUAUAGGCAUAAAUAUAUAUGAUGUUAUCUGUUAUUUGAACUCUGAAUGAAGUACCUAUAAAUCAAGCACUACGAUAAAUGUAACCGUGCGAGGCAUGUAAGAACAUAAAUUCUGAGUACUAUGCUUUGUACACCCCACUGAAGUAUUAAAGAAUAUCAAUAUCAUUUGUAUAGAGUAGCA
Molecule: messenger RNA, 937 nt
Organism: Cajanus cajan (pigeon pea)
Lineage: Eukaryota; Viridiplantae; Streptophyta; Magnoliopsida; Fabales; Fabaceae
Product: ADP-ribosylation factor 2
Molecular function (GO): GTPase activity; GTP binding
Source: RefSeq, a predicted model, not a curated record